Lymnaea stagnalis (great pond snail) is the source of this 3384-nucleotide messenger RNA. The record is from the annotation of a GenBank genome assembly. Lineage: Eukaryota; Metazoa; Mollusca; Gastropoda; Lymnaeidae.
AGAUAUCAUUAACAUAUUCUAAAAAGAUCAUUCAAAGGCUACUACUUAGAAGGAUCUGAUGCUUCAAAUUAAAUAUUUACAUCUGCUGAUAUAACAAAGGCAGAAUAAACUUAAUGAAGAAAGAACAAUAAUUAUACUAGCAUAUAAAAAAUCAAGAACUAAUCAAAUGUCAAGGUGCUUUAAAAAUACAAGGUCUUACCACAAUCACAAUGCUAAAAGCUUUUUGAAAUAUCAAUGAAAUGGAAUUGACUUUAUCAACUGCAUAAAUAUUUUGCCAACAAUCCAGAAACAACAUUGACAUUUUGUAUUUAUUUUGUAGGCCUAUAUUGAUUAACUUUACAGUCAAAUUGUUCUUUUUUGAAAAGGGUUUUAUAAACUUUUAAACUUAUAUUGGCUUGUUUGCUUUUUUGAUUGUGCAAUGGGCUCAAAAUCAGUAAUCAUCAGAUAUGUACAAAAUCAGAUAUCUCACAACUGUCACUCUUCACCAUUGUCAAAAUUCAGAAACUUAAGCCAAGGCAUUUUGGAUUCAUCUAAGCUGCAUGAUUUUUCAUGUAUCCAUAAAUCAACUCAUUUAAGAUAUAUAUGUAUAACCAAAGGCUUGGUUUUGAACAUUCACCCACAAACAGAGCACAAAUCUCUUAAUCAGCAGCCUAUUCUAAAAAAAACAAAUGAUACUAGUACAUGUACUAGUAAUUCUUUGAAAGAGUUAAGUCUUUGUACUGGGAAAAUGACACAAAAGGUUCUUUACAAUAACAUAGUUGAGGAUUUCCCUGAGGGCAUACAGAUGGCAUUCGCUUAUGGUUCUGGUGUUUUCCAGCCAUAUAGCUUACAAGAGACUGGAAACAUGCUCGAUUUUAUAUUUGUAGUUGACAAACCAAAGAAAUGGCACAGUCAAAACUUGGAAAGGCAUCCACACCAUUACUCAUUCCUGAAAAAAUUUGGACCACACACUGUAGCAAGGAUUCAGGAAAGGUUGGUUUAUGGAUUAGUUUAAUAGCCUUCAAGUUUAGAAAGAGAUUUUCUUUUAUUAAUUACUUAAAAAUUCAGCAAUGUCUUAGUAAAUGCGUAGGGAAAACAAAAGUUUAUAUUUGUAAAACAAGAUUUGGAGCAGACUAUGCUCAAACUAUAAUUUGUGGUGUUAUGCUUAAACAUUGCUUGACUUGAAGCCUUACAUAUAGGUCUACUACAACUUGGUUAACAAGAAUUUGUUUUAAAUGAAAUGAGGUUGAUUCCCAAUAGUUAAAUUCAGUUUUUAAUUAAUUUUUACAAUUCAGUUUUUAUUAAAACUGUAGAGUUCAAAUUGAAUUAUUUUAAUUAUAGAUACGGCGCGGGUAUUUACUUCAAUGCCUUAGUGCCUAUGCAUGGCCACCUCAUAAAGUACGGUGUAAUCAGUACAGCAAGGCUCAUCACUGAUCUACUCGACUGGGAGUCACUCUAUAUUAGUGGUCGAUUGCACAAACCUGUUAGCUUAAUUAUUCUUCCCACAAAUGAGGAUCUCAUAACAGCUAUGAAAGUAGGUUGUUUGUUGUAUACUGUUGCAAAAUGAAAGUAGAUUUUUUGUUUAAAUUAAUUUUUUUUGUUUUAAUGUUAUUAAAUUAUCAAUAAUUUUAAAAAAAUGUAUAUUGUAAAAUUAUUGUCAUUGCAGUUAAAUAAGAUGAGUAUAUAUUUAUACUUUGCGCCUUUAUUAUAAUAUGCAUACCAGUAUUAUAAUUAUUAUAUAUCAAGAUUUUCCUGUACAAAAAUAUAUUAUUUUAAUUUUUUUGUUGUAGACAUUUAAACUCUGGGUAAUAUGAAACUUAAAGUAAAAGUAGCCAGACUUAUUCCAACUGAUGUUGGAUUCAGACAGUGGCUUCAAAAUCAUGACUACUCAGACGUUUUAUGUUAAUGAUUGCCUUGAAUUUUCUUACCAACUUGUUGAAAUUUGCAAUUAAUUUUCUCUGUAUUUCACUGAUGCAUUACAUUUAAUUCUACUUCAUUUUUCUUUCAUACCAAUGACAUGUCAAAAGGGCAAAGUCUUAUAUAUAACCUUUUCUUCCUUGACCAGCUAUUUCUUGAGUUAUAUGAACCAUACAAGUACAAGACAACCAGCCAAUCUUAAAUGUAGCCAAUUUUUAAACGUUUUUAAUACAUUUCUAAUCAAAUGCAUACUUGAACAUAUAAUAUCACAGCUGUUCAAUCAUCAAGAUUGUUUAUAAGCAGAUUUAUUUCAUUUGAUUUCAAAUUUAGGCAUUAUCCUGAAAUAAUAAUUAUCAUUAUAUACAGGUGAACCUGAGAAGUGCAGUCCAUGCAGCACUGCUUCUUCUGCCCGAUAUGUUCACAGAAGAACAAUUAUACACAACCAUUACAAGUCUUUCAUAUGCUGGAGAUUUUAGAAUGGGAAUAGCUGAAGAUAACAAUCAGGCCUGUUCUCUAGUUAUUCUUUAAGUAUUUGAAUUUUUUAGGCUAUGUCCUCAAUAAUUGUUUUUAUUUUUUACAAAGUAUGACAAUUCUCUCUUAAAAUAAGAAAUCUCAAUUAUACAUUUUUAAAAUGUGGGAGCUUUUGAGAGCUGUCUGAGCCAUCGAUUUAUCUGCCAUCAAAACUAUCUAGCCUUGAUCUGCUUGCUUGAAAAUUUUAUUAUAUUGAAAAUUUUACCAGUCUAAACCUGUAGUGGGUUGAUAUAACUUUUUCAUUAUCUAACAGAAUGUGACAUUAUGUCCCUUGUUUAUUUAAAGAUAUCCAACAUUGUGAAGCCCAGCCUUCCAUUCUUCCGACGAAUGUACGGCCCAAUCCUCAGAGAAGAAGAGCAUGUUACCUGGUGGCAAAAUGAGGGUCAGUUUGAGCAGGCCUUGACCUUUCAUUCUAGACAUCACCAUUUAAAAUGUUUGCCUGGCCAAGUGCUUUAUGGUCUACUAAUGCACAAAUUUCAGGUAAAACUUUUUUUUUUUUUAAAUCUUAGACGUUUGAAUGUUUUGGAAACUGCUCCUUUAACAUACUUUAUGGUGGUGAGAAGUUAAAAAACCCACUAAUUUAUGAUAUCUAAAGGAUUUUUUUCAAUGUAUAAAGUUCUUAAACAAGUCUGUCAUUUAUUAACAACCUAAAGAACAUUUAAAAAUUAAGCUUAAAUGUUUGCAUAAUAAUUCCUUAAUAUUCAAUGAAAAUAAAUACCUGUUAAAAAGUUUUAAGAUAUGUCAACUUCACAGAUAGGAGUUUUUCCUGAUUUGGAAGAAAUUAUCAAGCGGCACGCUUAUGAUUCCGAGUGCGGAAAGCAUGUAGCAAACAGCUUGAGGCACAUUGUGAAAAAGUCUAGUGCUAUUCAGAUCUUGAAAGGAGCUCUGACAUUAGGUUUUUCCAAGUCUCUAAGAUAUGCUCUUAAUAACAUACUUAAAAAAAUUAGAAGCAUAUAA